AUGGAUGCCUUAGGUCUCCAGCCGAAGUCAAGGACCAGUGGGAGAUUGCAGACAACACCAGGCGAAGAAUCUCCAGCGGACAGAGUUAAGGGGAACAGCAAGCAACCGAUUCAACCGGCUUCAAGUGUCGCACUGGUCACCCCAAUCCCCACUUUCCGUCGUUUAUUCGAUUCCUUUGACGAGCAAAUGGCAGCCCGUCUCGACCUGAGCCACAUAGUAUCGAAGGCCACAGAGACGGGCGGUGGCGUAGAAGAUUAUCAAUAUGCCUGGGUCAUCACUGCGCGAGUUCCGCCUGGUGCCUAUCAGUGGAUCGGCCCACAUGCAGUUGUGAGACAUGCGGUCACUUCAGAAGUAGAGUGGGGCAUUGGAGACUAG
Molecule: messenger RNA, 375 nt
Organism: Penicillium concentricum
Lineage: Eukaryota; Fungi; Ascomycota; Eurotiomycetes; Eurotiales; Aspergillaceae
Exons: 2
Coding region: 1-375 (124 amino acids)
Source: RefSeq, a predicted model, not a curated record